AUGUCGAGUCCGAGCUCCACAGAGCUGAUUCAUGCAUAUCGUCAACUCUACCGCGGCCUCCUCCAUGCCGUCCAAUUCUCGAAACCAUCCAGAUAUAUUGCGCGCGACCAACUGAGGAACGCCUUUCGCAAAGGAGACCCAACUACCUUCGACCAGCAAAAAGUAACUCGGACAGUGGAAUUCCUCAAUUAUGCAGCUCAGGAAAGAGGUCUUGAGCACAGAAUUAUCAAGAAUUUAUUUCUGACGAAAUAUUGGGAGAAGAGGGAAGAACACGUGCUACAAAAAAUGGCAAAACUUCCCGCUCAGAAGGAAAUUAGGAGGACAGCUAGGACGCAUUAUGAGAUGACCCUGGCUAUGCUCAAUGAUAGUAUGGGGCUCUGUUUGCGAUGA
Messenger RNA from Cadophora gregata, 390 nucleotides. RefSeq lists its product as uncharacterized. The record is from RefSeq and is a predicted model, not a curated record. The transcript has 2 exons. Bases 1 to 390 code for a protein of 129 amino acids. NCBI's taxonomy places the organism in Eukaryota, Fungi, Ascomycota, Leotiomycetes, Helotiales, Ploettnerulaceae.